CUGUGUUUCAGUUAAGCGCUCAACAGUUGGACUUGGAAUCCUGCAGUGCAACCAAUAGACACUAUAUCCCCUGUUGCAAACUUCCUAACCGACAGUUUAAAAUAUUUGGGAACCGAACUUAUGCUCGGAAGUGAGAAUAAGCGACGAUUACUCAAGUAUCCUAUCCUCUUAUCACGUUGUGUACCCGAGGCUUCACUGUAUGCCAAGUGUGUUGCUCUUCAAGAGGACGUCCGAAAGCUCGUGUGUGAUCAGGAAUUUCAGCGUCUCAAACUGUGUUUAGAAAAGAGGGCUCGAGAGCUCAAUACGAAGCUUUAGACUUGUUUAUCAUGUCGUGUGGAGAUAAAAAUAAACCGAGUGAUUCUGCUCAUGUCAGUCUGUUCCCUUCUCCACCGUGGCAACUAGUCACUAAACACCAUUCACCGUCUUCUGAAUCGCCAGUCCGGCCACCUACUCCACCGGGCACCAAUGUCUAUCGCAUGUUUGGUAACCUUUACAAUUUGGAUGAUGCCAUUCUUCGUUCGUUGGAAUCUCAAGGAGUGCGUCGGGUCUAUCCCCAGACCUACAAUCGCAAACGGGAACUGCGAAAGAUCAACUUUUCCAUCCUAGCAAACUAUCUGGAUCUGCUGGACAUUAUAACACGGGACCCCAGUUCAACCAAGCGCACGGAACGCCUGGACAACUUGGCAGUGUUAUUUAUCAAUAUGCAUCAUCUUGUUAACGAGUAUCGACAACAUCAGGCACGUGAUCUGCUCCGGGAAAUUUUGAAGUACCAAGUCACCGUUGCUUCGCAAACUGUGGAAAAGGCGGAACAGUACAUGACCCGUGCCGAUGAAAUCUUACGUAAUGCGGGCUGUGACCUAGUUUUACCGAACCAGUCCUCCGGACUACCAACGAAUGUGCCCUCCACACUGCCCACAAAUUACAUCGACACGGUACGAAGCGGACUGAGCGAUCUCGGGCCCAGUCUCGCUCCCCUACUGCAAACCGUCCUCGAUGAAACAAUGGGAGUCGAUCCCACAGGCCGACGUGGUUCGCUUCCAUCGACACAGCGUGGUGGUAUUUCUUUGUUGGAACAGAGGCUUUGUGAGAACUCAAAGCCCAGCUCCACCGAAGAAUACGAGUUGGCUGAGCAUUUAGACCCGAUUUUGUGGCGUUUUCUAACUUUGUCAAAAUUAGGAGAUCCAAGCCAGGAUGACUUUUCAAUGGAUGUAUAACUUCUCGAGAGCAUUUUUGACCGAACUCGCUUCCAAUUAAUUGCUUCUCUACUUGCAUCCAGUCGAAAUAAAUGUUGAACUAUCAAUGACUUGGUGUUGUCGUUUCG
Opisthorchis viverrini is the source of this 1321-nucleotide messenger RNA. RefSeq lists its product as hypothetical. Gene Ontology annotation, biological process: regulation of transcription by RNA polymerase II. The coding region runs from base 327 to 1214 and encodes 295 amino acids. The record is from RefSeq and is a predicted model, not a curated record. Gene Ontology annotation, molecular function: transcription coregulator activity. NCBI's taxonomy places the organism in Eukaryota, Metazoa, Platyhelminthes, Trematoda, Opisthorchiida, Opisthorchiidae. The transcript has 3 exons. Gene Ontology annotation, cellular component: core mediator complex; mediator complex.